GUAGAACAAGUGAAAUUACUAGAUAGGUUCAGUGCAAGCAAUAAGUCGCUGACAGGAACUCUAUACCUUACGGCAACUCAUCUGUUGUUCAUAGAUUCAAGCCAGAGAGAAACAUGGAUAUUACAUCAUCACAUUGCUGCAGUGGAAAAACUUCCCUUGACUACUUCUGGCUGCCCCCUUGUUAUCCAGUGCAAGAACUUCAGGAUAGUUCACUUUGUCGUUCCCAGAGAGAGAGAUUGUCAUGACAUCUAUAACUCUUUGCUUCAGCUGUCAAGAACAGCAAAAUAUGAAGAACUGUAUGCCUUCUCCUAUAAUCCAAAACAAAAUGAAUCUGAGCAAGUCAAAGGUUGGCAGCUUAUUGAUCUAGCAGAAGAGUAUAAAAGAAUGGGAGUGCCAAAUGCUAACUGGCAGUUGUCCGAUGCAAAUCGUGAUUAUAAGAUUUGUGAAACCUAUCCUAGAGAACUUUAUGUUCCCAGAACUGCAAGCAAGCCCAUAAUUGUUGGUAGCUCCAAGUUCAGAAGCAAAGGAAGAUUCCCAGUGUUGUCAUAUUAUCAUAAAAAUAAAGAGGCUGCGAUUUGCAGAUGCAGUCAACCUCUCUCAGGUUUCAGUGCCAGAUGCCUGGAAGAUGAACACAUGUUGCAGGCCAUCAGUAAAGCAAAUCCUUCAAAUCGCUAUAUGUAUGUCAUGGACACCAGGCCAAAGCUUAAUGCAAUGGCAAACAGAGCUGCUGGGAAGGGCUAUGAAAAUGAAGACAACUACUCUAACAUUAGGUUCCAGUUUGUUGGCAUUGAAAAUAUUCAUGUAAUGAGAUCCAGCUUACAAAAACUUCUGGAAGUCAGUGGCACAAAGGGUUUGUCUGUCAAUGACUUUUUGUCUGGUUUGGAGAAUUCUGGCUGGCUGCGUCACAUCAAAGCUGUGUUGGAUGCUGCUGUCUUCCUUGUCAAGGCAAUAGCGGUUGAGAGCGCGAGUGUGUUAGUGCACUGCUCAGAUGGCUGGGAUAGAACUUCCCAAGUUUGUUCUCUUGGAGCUCUCUUACUAGAUUCCUAUUAUAGAACAAUCAAAGGAUUCAUGGUCUUGAUAGAGAAAGACUGGAUCUCUUUUGGGCACAAGUUCUCUGACAGGUGUUGUCAGUUGGAUGGUGAUCCAAAAGAGAUCUCACCAGUGUUCACCCAGUUUUUAGAAAGCGUGUGGAAUCUGACCGAGCAGUUUCCACAAGCCUUUGAGUACAAUGAAGCUUUCCUCCUUCAAAUCCAUGAACAUGUCCAUUCGUGCCAGUUUGGUAACUUCCUUGGAAACUGCCAAAAAGAGCGAGAAGAACUAAAAUUAAAAGAGAAGACCUAUUCCUUGUGGCCAUUUCUUCUGGGUGAACGAAAGAAAUAUCAGAAUCCUCUGUAUAAUCCAGACUUUUCUCCAGAACUAACUCUUUUGGAGCCUAACACAGUAUCAUUCAAUUUUAAGUUUUGGAGAAAUAUGUACCAUCAGUUUGAUCGAAGUAUGCAUCCCAGGCAAUCUGUGUCCAAUCUUAUUAUGAACAUGAGUGAACAAAAUAAACAACUGGAGGAAGACAUUAAAGAACUGGAAGCU
This is a messenger RNA of Balearica regulorum gibbericeps (East African grey crowned-crane), 1584 nucleotides long. NCBI's taxonomy places the organism in Eukaryota, Metazoa, Chordata, Aves, Gruiformes, Gruidae. The record is from RefSeq and is a predicted model, not a curated record.